CAUAGCUUCGUGUGUGGCAGCGUUCCAUAGCGGGUGCACUGUUCCGUGUGGCGUAGCCAGACACUGCAACCACUCCCACACAGCUGAGUAUGGAGGCCCUUCGCACUGUUGGGAACAGUGGAAGUGUAUUCUCUGGGCAUGAACCUCCACGUAGUGGUCCUUCAGUGGCGCACACCACCAGUGGAGUGGAUCCAGUCCCCCACUCGUUCGUUGCCAGUUCGUCCGAUCAGAGGUCGCUGGAGGACAUGAGGGAGUACUUGCAUCGGCGUGCAAUGCGGAGCUCAAGCAACAAAGACGAAACAGAAGUCUCACCUUCAAUCGACGCUCACACUUUCAGCAUGCCUCAAUGGUCUACGGAGCAAUUGCAGGAGCAGCCGUUGUUGUCUCCUCAGUCGUCCGUCGGGGGGGUGGGGGGUGUAGACAUGUCACAGCUGGGUGUAGACGUGUCACAGUUAGAAUCGCAGGUUGUUUGUAACAUGCCACAACGUAGUUUGCUCUCUGCAUUCGACGAGGUUGUGCAGCAGACAAGCCACAGUUUGCCAACUGCUGGCUUAGGCCCCUCUGGGACAGUGGUUUUGAGUGAUCAGGAGCUGGGGGUCGGCAGUGUUGACUGGGCAGGCGAUUGUGGGAAUGGUUUGCCACACCAAAUGGGGGGAGGGGAUGACGACUAUGCUGACUCACAAGCAGGCGCUGACUCACAAGCAGGAGGAGAUCGUGGACAUCACGAGACGGAAGGUAGUGUGCAAGCACGUGGGACCCCAGGUGAGGAGCAGCCAUGGGUGGGUGAGGAGCAGCAUCUCCCUCCCCCCAUUGCUUCUGAUGGCGCAGUCCCUGGUAAUGGCGGUGAUGGGUGUCACCGAAAUCGGCGCUGGAAUGAUGCUGAAACGCUUGCCCUCAUCCACGCACAUAUAGAGUACAGGGUUGCACGAGCAGUCAACUCUGAAGCUAUAGGCAAUGCUUGCUCUUUGAAUAAGAAAUGGGAGGGUAUAUCAACUGCCGUGUGUGCUGCCGGCUUCAUCCGUAAUGGCUAUGACUGUGAAAAUAGGUGGAAGAACUUGUGGAAGUGGUAUAGAAAGGUGCUGGUCCACGAUGGCAUGAGUGGAGUGCAGAGCUAUUGGACAUGUCACCUGAGGCACGAGCGAAUGCUGGACUCACGUUCCGCCUUCGAAGGUCCUGGUUUGAUCUCAUUGACUCCUUCAAUAUUAGAAACCCGGUUUGGGAACGUCAGCAAAGCGCAGACGCACUAUCGCAAAUGCCGGGAGCAGGCUGUGAAGGACAUCUCCGCAGUAAUGAGGGAGCAGACAGACGCACUGAGGGAGCACAAUAGGCGAUCAGUGGAGUGCGCUGAACUCACAGUGAAAGCCAUGUACAAACAGGCAGCAGUGCAACAACAGAUUGGAAAGCUCACUGCCAAAGUUGCUCAGGAGGACAUGGCUAUUCGGAAGGAGAUAGGUCUUCUGAUGGCGGAAAAGCUUGAGAAGGGGUGGAACACAUUUGCUCAAGCAUUGCGAGAUUCACGGUCUUCCUCCUCUUAAAGGCCACGAAAGUUUUAGUUUUGGAGUAGAUGGUGAAGUAAAUGAUGUAGUGCUGG
Messenger RNA from Chara braunii, 1591 nucleotides. NCBI's taxonomy places the organism in Eukaryota, Viridiplantae, Streptophyta, Charophyceae, Charales, Characeae. The record is from the annotation of a GenBank genome assembly.